Messenger RNA from Gracilinanus agilis (Agile Gracile Mouse Opossum), 2031 nucleotides. It is a transcript of the gene RMI1, whose product is annotated as RecQ mediated genome instability 1. Gene Ontology annotation, cellular component: RecQ family helicase-topoisomerase III complex; nuclear body. Gene Ontology annotation, biological process: resolution of meiotic recombination intermediates; double-strand break repair via homologous recombination. The record is from RefSeq and is a predicted model, not a curated record. The transcript is spliced from 2 exons. Gene Ontology annotation, molecular function: nucleotide binding. The coding region runs from base 63 to 1937 and encodes 624 amino acids. NCBI's taxonomy places the organism in Eukaryota, Metazoa, Chordata, Mammalia, Didelphimorphia, Didelphidae.
GGAAUUUACUUUGAGGAUCAAAAUUUUCUGGAGGACAUUGAUGCAUGGCAUUAAUUUAAAAAAUGAAUGUAUCUAGUAUUGCAUCAAGAGUGGAAACUUGGCUUUCCUCUGCAUGGCAUAUUAAAGUACCCAUGACAUGGCUAGAAGCUUGUAUUACUUGGAUUCAAGAGGAGAAUAACGAUGUGUGUUUGACUCAGGCUCAAAUUAAUAAACAAGUGUUUGAGCAGUGGCUUCUUACUGAUCUGAGAGAUCUGGAGUAUCCUAUUUUACCUGAUAAGAUUUUGGAAGUUCCAAAAGGAGAGCUAAAUGGCUUUUAUUCUUUGCAGAUUAAUUCAUUGGUUGAUGUUAGUCAGCCUGUGUAUUCUCAGUUACAAAAGUUGAGAGGACUGAACAGAUCAAAUGAUCUAGUAACAGCUGAAACACAAAUAUCCUUAAAGCCCUGGGAAGCAAAUCCUACACGAAUGCUAAUGUUGCAGAUUACUGAUGGAAUUAUACAAAUACAGGGCAUGGAAUAUCAGCCUAUUCCAGCUCUUCAUCGAACUAUUCCUCCAGGUACGAAAAUUCUCAUCCAUGGAAAUAUUUCUUACCGACUUGGUGUUCUUUUGCUGAAACCAGAAAAUGUGAAGGUGCUAGGGGGCGAAGUUGAUGCUCUUGUUGAAGAACAUGCUCAAGAAAGAAUACUUGCGAGACUAAUUGGAGAAUCUGAUUCCUCAACUACAGCCAGACCAAAUCACAGUCAAUGCAUCCCUGGGCUUGAAGAUGGACUAGAACCAGCAUUAGAACCUUCAGAUGCAGAACUCCUAGCAAGCCUUGAUGAAAAUGAUGAGUCAGUGAUCAAUAAUGAUACUCCCUCAGAAAGUGGGUAUUUUAGUUCAAGUUGUAUUUCAAACACUAUCAGCAAUGUAAGUACUAGCUUAGGACUUUCUACCAUUUCACCAAGAACAGAUGAAGACCUACCAAAUCCAUCUGUGAAUUUCACUGAAGGGGAUUUAGAUGAUUUUUCACUAGAGGAUGUCUUGUUUUUAGAGGAAACCGUCCAGAAGGAACUUAAGGAGACAGAAGAAAGGAGUUUAUUGGCAUUGAACAGAGGCAGUGACAAAAAUGUAGAGAGACGUUCACAGAAACCUAAUAUUGUAGAGAAUUUUUCUCUGUCUAAUACAAAUGAAAAAAAUGUUCGGAAUGAAAAGGUUUUAUUUGAACAAAUGACCAGUAAGGACAAAUAUUGUGGUUAUUUAUCUGGUAGAAAUCAGAAUCCUAGCAGAAUUUUGCCAUUUGAACAUAAUGCACAACUGCCCCAGGAUUUCAUAGUUAAACAUAAGAACUCGGGAAAAUAUGAGAAAAUUAACUCCCCUAUCAGCAAUUUAGAAAACUAUAUAAGUGAUAAACCAAUGAAAACAGAACUGGUUAAUGUAUCAAAGCUAGUUUCAGAAAUGGAUAAUGAAAGCAAUUAUGUUCUGCCUUGUUCUUUAAUAUCAUCGGAGAACAACAUGGAUCAGAUUUCUCUUGCUGUUGAUUUGGAUUCUCCACCCUUUACUUAUAUUUCUGUUCUAUUGGCCAAGAAUCUAAAUGAAGUAACAACUGUGAAAGUCAAAGCAUUUAUUGUAACUUUAACUGGAAAUCUCUUACGUUGUGGUGGCUUUUGGAGUGUGACUGCAAAAAUUUCUGAUGGCACUGCAUAUCUAGAUGUGGCUUUUGCAGAUGAAAUACUAACAAAUAUGAUUGGAUUUUCAGUAUCAGAAAUGAAACAGUUAAAAAAAGAUACUAUUCAGCAUAAAAAGUUCCAGGAAGGUUUACAGAAAUGUCAAAGAGCUCUCAUAGACUUGUGCUGUCUAAUGACUAUUACAUUUAAUCCUUCCUUAUCUAAAGGCAUGGUAUCAGUUCUGCAAGAUGUUACUAUGGAAGACCUACAGAACUUAAAGAGACGCUUGAAUAAAUAACCUGCCAAAUUUGAAUAAAUCCUUACAUUUUGAAUAAAUAUCCUAUCCAAGCAAUAAUAGGAAAUAAUUGAAAACACAAAUUUUUAAGAUUUGA